This is a messenger RNA of Scaptodrosophila lebanonensis, 1800 nucleotides long. RefSeq names its product high affinity copper uptake protein 1 (gene Ctr1A). The record is from RefSeq and is a predicted model, not a curated record. Gene Ontology annotation, biological process: copper ion transmembrane transport. The coding region runs from base 349 to 1032 and encodes 227 amino acids. Gene Ontology annotation, cellular component: membrane. Gene Ontology annotation, molecular function: copper ion transmembrane transporter activity. NCBI's taxonomy places the organism in Eukaryota, Metazoa, Arthropoda, Insecta, Diptera, Drosophilidae. The transcript has 8 exons.
AUACAACAUUCACUCGUGCGAUCAAGUUGUCUGCGGGCGGACUUCGUGCGUUUUCUAGUUUUAUCAGCACGGCAAGAAGAACUACACAUUCCGCUUAAGUUUUAUAUGUAUAAUUCGCGAAUAAAUACAUAUGUAUGUACAUCGCCUGCAUUCUCAAAUACAAUAACGUUCGCGUCGUCUGAUCGCACCAGCUCUCAAAAUCAGUUCAACACUUGAAGGCGCUGUCUGUGGCAAGUCACGAGUCACCAGUCAGUCCCCAACGGUUACCAGUAAGCAGCCAACCACUAGGCACCACCAACGAUUUGCGGCCAACCACAAUAACUGAACGACAUCGCCGGGAACUCAAAAAUGGACCACGCACACCAUACUGUACCUAAUGUCGACCAUUCCAUGCAUCACGAUCACGAUCACAGUGCCGUGGGUACGACGUUACCCACAACGGUCAGUCCGUUAGCGGCACCCGCUUCCCAUGGUGAUAUGGGAAUGCAUGCAGGACACCACCACAUGGGCGGCGGCACAGGCACUGGCAUGGAGCACAUGAUGUCGAUGGCUUUCCAUUUUGGCUACAAUGAGACGAUUCUGUUCUCCUGGUGGCACAUCGAGACUGUGGGCGGCCUGAUAGGCUCCAUGAUUGCCAUCUUUUUGUUGGCGCUGCUCUACGAGGGCCUCAAAUACUAUCGCGAGUAUCUGUUCUGGAAGACGUAUAACCUGCUGGAGUACAGACCCGUUACGGGACCACAACGCAAUCCGGAGGCACCACGGAUACCCCAACCCGCGGCUGCGGCCGCCUCUCCAGUACAAUACGUUGGCGAGGUUGUGCACAAACAACCACCAUCAAUGUUGUCGGUGAAUCACAUCUGCCAGACACUGCUCCACUUGCUCCAAGUAACGCUCUCCUUCCUGCUGAUGCUGAUCUUCAUGACCUAUAAUGUGUGGCUCUGCCUGAUGGUCAUACUGGGUGCGGCCGUCGGUUACUUUUUGUUCUGCUGGAAGAAAUCCGUUAUUGUGGAUGUCACCGAACACUGUCACUAGCACAGUGCCAUCGAUGAGGCGGCCGUCUCUAGCCAGAGCUGUCUCAUGACAGCGCCCCUGGCGCCGGCGAACGAAUGAAGAGGAGAUCCACAAGGAGGAGAGGAUGAGGAGGACUUCCAGCGACUUCCAGUAAGGUGGCCAUGUUCUCUGUGCUAAAUGCCUGAAUUGUCGAAAUAUCAACACACCCACACACACAAACACAAUACAUGCAUAUACUUUAUACACACACACACACACACACACAUUUAUAUAUAUCACAAACAAAAAAGAACACAACUCUCCUAAUUUUAGAUAUUAGCAUAUUUUUACAAUAUACAAAUACGAUCAACUGUGAAUUUUUCAAGAAAAAAAAAGAAAGGGCAAGCAACAAUUAUUGUGAAACAGAGUAGGGCAUUAUAUUUCUCUUCUUUUUUUAACCAACACAUAAAAACUUCGAAGCUUAACGUGCAAAGAACAAAUGCUUUCCCGGCGCUACCAUCCCUGCCAACAGACAAUUUACAACUACACCCAUACUCCCAGAUUCAGGAAAAUGUUUGAAUUUAUGAACCCAGCCAUAUCCCAUCAUAUUUGUAAAAUACAUAUAUAAUAAGACCUGUUCCCGCUAGCGGUAUUUGGCCAAUUUGCACAAAAUGAGAAAUCGAUUAAUUUGCUUAAAUAAUUGGAUCGAAUUCGAAAACGGAAUUAGGCCUUGCCCACGCAUUGCCCAAGUCUUAAAAUUGCAAUCAAAUUUCUGGAAAUUUUUUAUUUUGUUUUCCAAUUUGUACAAAA